Molecule: messenger RNA, 2396 nt
Organism: Petromyzon marinus (sea lamprey)
Lineage: Eukaryota; Metazoa; Chordata; Hyperoartia; Petromyzontiformes; Petromyzontidae
Biological process (GO): heterophilic cell-cell adhesion; homophilic cell-cell adhesion
Cellular component (GO): adherens junction
Source: RefSeq, a predicted model, not a curated record
CAAACUGCAAGGAUGUUCCGACGCCUUCUCUUGCAAAUGACAACCGCCGACUGUACCCAUCGCCAACCAAGCCGGGCGGAAAUGUUGGCUACGCUGCUGCUGCGACCAGACACGGACGCUCUCUGCUGGAGCCCUCUCGUCGUGAUAGGAGUAGCAGAGGCUCCACCUUGGCAUCAGCGAGCUGCUGCUGUUGAUGCCAACUGUGUGGAGGACCGCACAGGUGGCGGCACAGAGCCCAUGGAGGGUGAAGGAGCAGCAUCAACCUCUCAUCCUCGACUCGCGUCGGUGGUGAGUGGUAUUAAAACCCGGUGCUGGCCCUCCUCUAGGUCGACUCAGGCUUGAUAAGUAUUAGAAUAAGUAUUAGCUUGUGGUGUCUAAUUGUAGUGACUCUCAGGCAACUUGAACUGUCGAGGUUUAUUUAUUAUUUAGGGCGUUUCACGCAGAUGACUUGGGCCAGGGAUGGCACGCAAGUAGCGACGGCGUGAAGAUAGUCGACCCCCAUCCCACAGCAGCCCCCAACCUCGCCAAACACUUCCAUUAGUUCCCGGCGUGGCCCUCACCACGGCCACGCCCCCUUUCUCGAACCCUCGAGCCCGUUGCCGGACUUACCACGUGGUUCCCCUUCCGUGAUUACCCCUCGUGACCACUGCGCCACGUGCUGCACCCGCACCAGUCUGCACCCCUGCACUGCCUCUGCGUAAUGAAUGUGGCGCCUAUUCUGUGUUGGCGAGCCGGCUAACGAGAGGUCGUUGUUGGUUAUAUCGGCGCGGUUGCUGAGCACUGGGCCCUAGAGGCUAGAAACGGCAGGCGGGCAGCAACAAACAGCACGUUUGGCAAUGUGGAAAACCCCGCCGAUGUUGAGAAGUGAAACUGGAGCGAACACAACAACAGAGACAUCGAUUUUCGGAAACCAAAAUGUACCCCUCCCACCACCAAAUCUCAACACUCCCCCCCCCGCCCCCCAGCGAGUGCAGUCAGCAUUAAAGUAUUAGAGUUGAAUGAAUGCGACUCGCUCCGCAGUUCGUCGAGGUGGAGUCGAGCUGAUGGCAGCGAUGAUGGCUGUGGUGAUGACGGUUAUGAUGACUCUCGGGAGCCAUUUCUUUGUGCAGCUGCUCCUGCUCCUGGUGAAUACUGCUUCAGCCCAGCAGCAGCACCUGUGGGUGCGCCCGGGCGACAAGGCGACCCUGCCGUGCGGUGGGGGCCUCGGCGAGGGCUCCCCGUUCCUCACCCAGUGGAGACGCCAGAGUGCGGACGGGAGCUGGAGCGUGAUCGCGGCUCGCAGCUCUGGGGACUCGACCCCUCCCCCCAGCUGGUUCUCGUGGGGUGAAGGCGGCUCCAUGGAGCUGCUCGCCGUGGAGGCGGCGAGAGACUCGGGCAGCUACUUGUGCUUCGUCUUGUCCCGCGCAGACUCCAUCCCUGGGGAGGCGGCGCUCAGCCUCUCCGUGUUUGAGUACCCCACCUCCCCCUCGUGUGCCGCGCUCAAGCCGGAAGACGGCGAGGAAGUCGCGGCUGUGAUGGAGGUCACCCUGGAGUGCAGAGGCUCCACCGGGACUCCCCCCGUCUCCUACUCAUGGCAGCGCACAGAUGGGGGGGAGCAGCCGUACAUUUGUAAAUCAGGAUCGAGCGUUUGCGAGCGGUCCGUCUCACCUGCGGAUCGUAACUCCACCUACAUGUGCACGGCGCGGAACCCGGUGGGAGCCGAGUUCUGCCACGUGAUGGUGCACGCCGCGUCCCGGCCAGAGAAACACAUCGAGAGGAGCACGUUCACCAUUGUGGUGACAAUCCUGGCAUUCCUCUUGAUGUUGGCGAUCGUCCUCGCGGUGACACUGUGGUGGCGCGGAGGCCAGGCCGGGAAAUGCUGAGCCCAGCACUCCACCACGCGGCCCUCCUCGCAGACAGACAGACAGACACAGGCAGACAGGCAGACACACAGACAGACAGACGCUCGACCAUUGGCCCGGCAAGAAAAAAAAUAUCCCAAUGAAAACUUCGGGCAAUCGUUUGUGACACGGUGGUGAGACCACGUGUCCCGCUGUGUAUUUGGAGUUUGCGUGUCUCUCUCUCUCCCCGUGGUCGCGUGGAUUGUUCUCUGGGUCCUUCGUGCGUUUAGAGUGUUUGACUGCGAGGGACUUCCACGUGACCAUAAACCGCUUCGUUGAGCUCUCAUUUGUGACAGCCUGGUGGCUUCUGAGAAAGAGCUACAGAGCUCAGUGGGUCUUACCUGGUGAAAUAAAACUCUUAAAGAAAUGUUCGUGACUUACGCUUGGUUAAACCAAAACACAGCCAUAAACAUCCCGGUGAUUUACAGAACUCGCACCGCGUCUCACACACUCGCAGGGCGACGACGCGCGGGUUCGUCCUGUUUGUUUUAUAGAUUAAAGUGCUGUUUGCUUGAA